AUGGCGCGGUCGACGAACUCGAUCAUCCGCACCAUCGCGUGCCGCGUGGACAACCUCCUCGACCCGAUCGACGCCUACGAGGACUGCGACCGCCCGGAGCGCAUGCGCGACAUCCCGCGCGACGCGACGUCGCCGUCGUCGCGCGAGCCGCCCGAGGUCGUCCUCUACAAGGUCGACGAGCGGCACGGGCAGGGCGCGGCGGCGAGCGCGACCUACGAGGACGCCGUCGGCCCGAGCCCCUACCCGGCGUCGCCGCCGACGCGCGACCGGAGGGACGGCGACGAGACCUCGCUCGAGGUCUUCCUGAGGAUCCGGAACCUCGAGAGAUACGCGCCGGCGCUCUGCCAGAUCGGCGCGAAGACCAUCUCGGACCUCGCCUUCCUCACGCCCCAGGACCUCGAGACCAUCGGCAUCCAGCCCGAGGACAUCAACAACCUCACGAUCAAGUUCGUGCGAUGA
Messenger RNA from Aureococcus anophagefferens, 459 nucleotides. RefSeq lists its product as hypothetical. The transcript has a single exon. Bases 1 to 459 code for a protein of 152 amino acids. The record is from RefSeq and is a predicted model, not a curated record. Lineage: Eukaryota; Pelagophyceae; Pelagomonadales; Pelagomonadaceae.